Nylanderia fulva is the source of this 967-nucleotide messenger RNA. It is a transcript of the gene Vps24, whose product is annotated as vacuolar protein sorting 24. The record is from RefSeq and is a predicted model, not a curated record. Gene Ontology annotation, biological process: vacuolar transport. NCBI's taxonomy places the organism in Eukaryota, Metazoa, Arthropoda, Insecta, Hymenoptera, Formicidae.
AUACCUGUCUCUUUUCAAUUCGGACUCGAAUUUUUUAUAGAAUAAUAUAGGGAGGGCUUAAUUCAUUAUUCAUAUACUAAGAAUUUAUCGAGUACGCAUAAAAUGAAGCAUCAACAUAACCUUGAAAAAUUAACUUAACGAAGAAAAGUGAGGUUAUGUUGAUCAGAGAUUGACGUUUCUAUCUACGCGAUUUAAACAUGGGUUUGUUUGGAAAAUCGCAGGAAAAAAAUCCCAAAGAAAUGGUUCAAGAAUGGACUCACAAAUUAAGGAAGGAAGGUUAUCAGCUUGACAGACAGGUUAGAGCAAUUCAGAGGGAAGAGGAUAAAGUCAAACGUUCCUUAAAAGAAGCAGCGAAGAAAGGAGAUAAAGAUGUGUGCAAGAUCCUUGCAAAAGAGAUUAUAAGGGCUCGUAAGGCCUGCAACAAAAUUUACACUUCCAAGGCACACCUAAAUUCUGUGUCAUUACAAAUGAAAAAUCAAUUGGCCACCAUCAGAGUCGCUGGUUCAGUUUCAAAGUCUACAGAAGUGAUGCAAGCGAUGCAAUCUUUGAUAAGAGUACCAGAAGUAGCUGCGACUAUGAGAGAAAUGUCAAAGGAGAUGAUGAAAGCAGGAAUUAUCGAAGAGAUGUUAGAUGAAACAAUGGAUUCUAUCGAGGAUUCUGAGGAGAUGGAGGACGAAGCCGAUGAAGAAGUUGAUAAGAUUUUAUGGGAGGUGACGGCUGGUCAAUUGGGUACAGCUCCUGCAGUUAUCACGGAGAAUCCUGAAUCAGUUGCAGCCUCCACAUCUGUGGAAGAAGAAGUAGAAGAUGAUGAUAAAGAGCUUGAAGAAAUGAAAAACAGAUUGCAGAGCCUUCGCAGCUAGAUGUGCUAAAUAUUUUAAGUAUAUUUGCAUUAAAUGUCAGGGAAAAAUAAGUAUAAUAAUAUUAACAUACAAUUAUUAAAUAAUACAAUUAUUAAAGAAAUAAUAAC